AUGCUCAGUGUUCAGUAUAACGCCGUGGAGAACAAGAAAAAGUAAGUCAUUACGCAAUAGUCUUAACUCUUAUUCUCAUCACCCCAUUGUUUGCUGCAACGCUUUUUUACUCGAAAGUUCUCAAAGCUUUUCGUCAGUAACAAGCAGGGCUCUUGCCGUCGCCUACCGUCUGAGACACUCGAUACGAAACGACACCCACAUAAAUUUUCCGCUCAAGAAUUGGAUUGAGUAG
Messenger RNA from Pocillopora meandrina, 232 nucleotides. NCBI's taxonomy places the organism in Eukaryota, Metazoa, Cnidaria, Anthozoa, Scleractinia, Pocilloporidae. The record is from the annotation of a GenBank genome assembly.